Molecule: messenger RNA, 962 nt
Organism: Macadamia integrifolia
Lineage: Eukaryota; Viridiplantae; Streptophyta; Magnoliopsida; Proteales; Proteaceae
Product: lichenase-like
Biological process (GO): carbohydrate metabolic process
Cellular component (GO): plasma membrane
Molecular function (GO): hydrolase activity, hydrolyzing O-glycosyl compounds
Source: RefSeq, a predicted model, not a curated record
GAUCUUCAAGGCAUAGCAAGCAGCACUAGCACUGCAAAUGAUUGGGUACAAAAAAACAUAAAAGCCUACUCACCUAAUGUCAAAUUCAAGUACAUCGCCGUGGGCAAUGAAGUAAAUCCCCCCGCCGACGGCAAUGUUCAGUUUGUUCUCCCUGCAAUGAAAAACAUACAAAGUGCAAUUGCAUCAUCUGGCCUACAAAUCAAAGUGUCCACAGCUGUUUAUUUUGGACUCCUUGAAAACACUUACCCUCCAUCCCAAGCUUCCUUCAAGGGCGACGUGAAGUCGUUUAUAGACCCAAUUAUAAGCUUCCUUGCUAGCAAUGGUGCACCAUUACUUGCUAAUGUGUAUCCUUAUUUCAGUUACAAAGAUGACCAAAAGGACAUCCAGCUUUCCUAUGCCUUGUUUACCUCUCCAUCAGUUGUGGUUCAAGAUGGUGGACUAGGGUACCAAAACCUUUUUGAUGCUAUGGUGGAUGCUAUCUACUCAGCUCUUGAGAAGGAUGGUGGUGGUUCUGUUGAGAUUGUUGUAUCAGAAAGUGGUUGGCCAACUGAAGGAGAUGUGGGGACUUCUGUUCAAAAUGCACAAACUUACAAUUCAAAGCUGAUUGAACAUGUCAAGAAUGGAACUCCCAAGAGGCAAGGAAGAGCUAUAGAGACUUAUAUCUUUGCCAUGUUUGAUGAGAACCAAAAGACUCCAGAGCUGGAGAAACACUGGGGGCUUUUCUCUCCUAACAAACAACCCAAAUAUCAAAUUAGUUUCUCUUAAAAGGGUGUCUUUUUAAUUUCUGUGCCUUUAAUUUCAUCAUAAAAUAAGAGUUAUGGUACUCAUGUUUGUCUCUUUAACAGAUGUUCAAAAACCUCUAGUAAAAUAAUACUCUCCUACUGUUCCAAUUAUUUAUCUAUAGGGAAGAAGUGGUUAACGUAUCUUCAAAGCAAAUCUCUCAAUUUAGAGAGUUUUACAUA